UCGUGCUAUAAACUGACGUGUCAUGUCAAUCUCACGUGUCGAGGGUUGCUAGGCAACAGAAAGGUAAACAAAAUUACUCGCAGGUAUAAACAAUGGCUUAAAUCAUCAUACUAGGUAAAUUCACCUCGACAUCCCAAUUAACUGCAAUAUAAAUUUAAAUAACUGGUCCAUCAUGCACAUUAUUUUGGCUGUUAUCCAGCUGUACUUGUUUCCAUUAAGAGUUCAUUGGUGCUAAAAUAUAAAAUAACGAUAAAAAUAAUAAAAAAAUAAAAUAAAAGGUAAGCUGAAAUGACAACAUGCUGUCGGACUUCCGAUGUAAAAAGUUCUGUUUACAAUCAAAAAGGAGAAAGUUAUUUCGAGCAAUUAGCGGCGUACAAUCGUAUGUCCGCGCAUUUACGCCGUGUUUUAUUGGCAAAAAGCAGAGUUGAUUCAAGAAACGAGAGUUAUAUGCUAAAAAAAAGGAGUAUGUCUGCUGGUAGAGUUAAAUCUAUUCCAAGUCCACCGCAAGAGUUUAUUGACAGAGUCGCUUAUGACACAGAACAUCAUCCUCUGGAUGUUUUGAGAAUGGGCUACAGCGUUACUGAUUACACCAGGUCAAAAACUCCCAAAAAAUGUGCCGCGGGUUGCAGUGUCUGGGACGAUGAUUGUCCGAAAGCGCGUUCCAAUUUAACGCGGACCUUAGAAAGUGAACGAGGUCGCUCGUUGUCGAGAUCAAGGCCAAGAUACUCAUCUGGUUUGUCAUUUCAUUCGGCACGUCCUGGGUCUUUUACUAAAAGAAACUGCAAAAAUUACGACAAAAAUCAGGAAUUAGAGGAAGAAAAUAAUGAUGAAGAAAUAGAAGGUUGUUAUGGUGGAAAAUGUAAUAACUAUAGUGUUAAUUCAAGUACUCGUUCGUCUCCAAGUAGGUCAGCAAAAAGUAAAGGUGAUAACGAUCACGCCGGGUCAGCGUAUGAAUCAAGUUUUGAAUCACCCUCAGAAGGUUCACAUUCACGGCGUAAUUCUGCAGCCUCCAAGGACUCAGCUUCAAGCCGCAGUAACGAGAAUUCAUUAUUAAGUACUCGUAAACGAGAUAUUGAAGCCUGUAGUGUAGUUAACGUGUCUGAUGAAACCAAGUACUCGAAAUUUUUAUACGAUAUUACUCAAGAGAUUGUUCAGAAUGGUUAUUAUAAAGAUGAAGAGCUUAGAAGUGUUUUUCAGAAGCAUAUUCAAAGAAAUUCUGAUACACUUGAUAAGAAUAAAAUGAUGUAUGAAUUGUAUCAAUUAAAAUUAUCAUUGAACAUAGUCGACCACUAUGACGAAGACGAGGAAGAAAGAAUAGAAAAAUUUAUAAAAUCCCGAAAAUAUUUAUCAGUAUCGCCGCUAAAGCCACCGACUCCGCCAAAAAUAUUAGACGAAAACAAGAUGACUGAUAAAUUGAUGAAUCCAGAGGAACUGAAAGAAGCGUACAGUAAAUCUCCUCACAGCGGUAGAAAUACUGUCGUGCUAGUUGACGCAAAUCCGGAGUUAUUAAUCACGGAAAGGGACGUAUUGGCAACCCUUAUGGAGAUGAAUAUCGAUCCAGAUCAAGCGCACAGGGUUUACAAGCGUUUGCUGAAAAGGAGCAAAGAUUUGCAUACAUUGCAAAUGGUGCACGCAAGAAGAAAGGAUGCGGGGAUUUCUCCUAUCGCUUCCUCGACAAGGAUCCAAGGAUUCCGUAGCCGGUCCACCCAGCCAAACGAUUAUCAUCAACAUCAGUUUCAUACUCAGUACCAAUACGAUAUUAGAUGUGGAGAGACUUCAAAGAGAGAUUUCAAUGGAAGCCAAAUCCAAUUGUUUACUUCCACCGACGAUUCUUUGAAGAUACAACCUCCUCUGUGUUUCUGUUUGAAAAAAAAUUUAUCUGCGGUACAAAAUGAUGGAAGUAAAAAAAAAGCUAAAGAAUGUUUUUGUAAAUCAAGACUGAGAAAUAAAUCACCUUGUGAGAUAUUAUCCAGCAUUUCAGCGAAGAAAAAACAGAUGGAAAAAAUGAUCAAUCAAACAAAAUUAAAUCCCAAGAGAUGUUAUUGCCCGAAAAAGGAAAUCAAGGAUAGUAGAAAUAAAAUAGAAUCCAAUAAAAGCGCCCCAGAAGUUAAAGUUAAAAUAAAAGAUAAUAAAAAUUCAAGAAAAAUAAACCACCGAGAAGAAGCAUCGAUUAAAUUUAAACAACGAACGGAAAGAUUUGAAUUAUCUAGCAGAGAAUCGGUAGAUAAAGAUGUUGAGGUAAAAAAUUCCCAAGAGGAAAGUGGAACAGAUGAUUCAAGUGCGUCACGAGUGACUCGACUUUCGUUUCCUGCAGUGCGAGGCCCAGGCGAAGGAGGCCUAGACGUCACGUCGGGACUUUCUCUUGACAUGAAAAAAAGUGGAACCAAAGAAAUUAAAAGUUCCGUUACUGCGGACGAAUCUACGGGCCGUGAAUUUCAAUUGUCGGCGUCGAAUUAUGAAUCGAAUUAUCAAGACACUGACCAGGAGUCGAUUGCUGAGUCUUAUUCAGACGUCGAAGACUCUUCUGAGGUCAAAGACAAAGAUGACAUAAAAAUAGAGGCCCGAUUUUUCCGCGAUGACGCACGCAGAGAAUUGUUGAUUAACCAGGAAGUCCCGAAACUUGAAUCAAAACAGUCUAGAAAAAGACAAAUAUGUUCGUCACAUACAAACUAUAAUUCAAAACGAAUGCACACUCAAGUACAAAUUCAAGAUUCGCAUUUGCAUGGCUGCGCAACAGUCUGUCCUAAUCUUCCUCAGAAAAAAAUAAAUACGUUGUGUAAAUCAUGCGAGAUGUCUGUAAAAAAAUUGUAUUAUUAAUUUUAAAUAAAUUGUUUAUCUAAUUUA
Messenger RNA from Cotesia glomerata, 2844 nucleotides. RefSeq lists its product as uncharacterized. Gene Ontology annotation, biological process: microtubule cytoskeleton organization. Gene Ontology annotation, cellular component: ciliary basal body; axoneme. Lineage: Eukaryota; Metazoa; Arthropoda; Insecta; Hymenoptera; Braconidae. Bases 289 to 2817 code for a protein of 842 amino acids. The record is from RefSeq and is a predicted model, not a curated record. The transcript is spliced from 10 exons.